Messenger RNA from Lolium rigidum, 535 nucleotides. Its product is annotated as protein IDA-LIKE 2-like. Gene Ontology annotation, biological process: floral organ abscission. Lineage: Eukaryota; Viridiplantae; Streptophyta; Magnoliopsida; Poales; Poaceae. The transcript has a single exon. Bases 1 to 276 code for a protein of 91 amino acids. The record is from RefSeq and is a predicted model, not a curated record.
AUGGAGCGCUGCUGCCGGCGAGCGAGAAGCACGAGGAGGACGACUCUUCCGCCGCGGCAGCAGCUCCGGUGGCUCGUCCUGCUCGCUCUCCUCCUCCUGGCGCUGGCGCCGAGCUGCAACGCUUCGAGGGGCAUGCAGCCCUUCAGGGCUCGGCCGCUGGCCGGAGGCGCAGCCAACCAUUUCUUGGGGUUCCUGCCGAGGGCCCCGGUACCGCCAUCCGGCCCGUCGAAGGGGCACAACGCCGUCGGCCUCGACAGCCAGCUGGAGAAGCCGUGAAGCAAAGAGAACUAUUUAGUUGCAGGCGGAUCAAUAGAGUAUAUAGAUUAUAGAAAACAGAUCUUGCAUAGAUACGAUUAUUGUGACACAUGGUUGGUUGGUUAAUCGUAGAUUAAUCUAUACGUAGCUAGUGUGGAGAAGUGGUUACUCGCCAUAGCUAGCUAGCGCGCGUACGUCGGAAAGAGAUGGCCGGCACUGAUCGAGGAGUAGGUUUGGCGUGUGUAACAACUAUUCUUGGAGAGAGUUCGUUCGUUCCUUA